Molecule: messenger RNA, 6059 nt
Organism: Gadus morhua (Atlantic cod)
Lineage: Eukaryota; Metazoa; Chordata; Actinopteri; Gadiformes; Gadidae
Gene: pip4k2aa
Product: phosphatidylinositol-5-phosphate 4-kinase, type II, alpha a
Biological process (GO): phosphatidylinositol phosphate biosynthetic process
Cellular component (GO): plasma membrane
Molecular function (GO): 1-phosphatidylinositol-5-phosphate 4-kinase activity; 1-phosphatidylinositol-4-phosphate 5-kinase activity
Source: RefSeq, a predicted model, not a curated record
CACGAGGGAACGCAGGCUGUCACCUCCCCUCCGUCGAGCUGUCAGUUGACAGCCACACACACGUAAAGGGCUCGGGAUUUAGCUGUUGCGGAUAGAGCUGUUAGUACUAGAUAUGUCUCGUAACGUUUUAAUAGCGACCGGGCGAAGCCAGAUACCUUCAGCGCAAUAGACAGUCAGUGAGCUCUGUGGACUGACCUCCAACACGCAACGUGACGAGCGCUUAAACGUUGGCUAGCUGUAGCGGCUAGUGGGUUAGCUUAGCUAGCUGAUGAACGGAGCUUUUCCAGCUGCAAGGACUGCGCGGUGAAGUGCUCUCGGUGCCUCCGUAGCCGUCAUUCAUCUCACGGGCUAGCUUGCUUGCUAUCGAAGGUCAGGGAACAGUGAGGAUCGGAUUGGAGCUACCGUAAUGGUAGCAAUCUCUAUGGCGCUUUUAGACUGUAGUCUGAGCAUAAUUAGAGUACAUGCAUCAGUCUCUACGUUGUAAUCGUUACCUCCAUAGGGGGUUCUCGGUGUGAUUAAAAAAAAUCGGUAAUAUUUUGCAUCCCGGUGAUUAGCUGUGUGGCUAUCUGCCUUGGCUAACGGCCACUCGGAGGGUGGCUCGCCUCGCUCGGCUGCUGAGAGCCCGGAGACAAGUCGAGGAAGGAAGCGGUGACUUGUGAUGUGGGCUGGAAUGAAGUGGCGAGCUGUUCAGCGAACGUAGAAAGGGCAGUAUUAGCCGAAGUAGAUUGGAUUCUAGUUUGUCUAGAUAGGGGCAUAGCACCAGUGAGGAAAGGUCGGAUUAAACACAAAUCAGGACGCUUGUAAUAGCUAGUUGGCUGAAUGAAUAGUGUCUCUAUUCGUUGAGACGGGAGCUGGUGGUAGAAAGAGAAAAAGUAACGCAACGAUAUUCUAUACGGGCUCAUAAGCACACAUUUUACUGCUCUGAAAGAUGGCUUCGGCGAGUGCUAUUGUCGCAUCUAUUGCGAGUAAAACGAAGACAAAGAAGAAACACUUCGUUGCCCAAAUGAAGCUUUUUCGUGCCAGCGACCCUCUGCUCAGCGUGGUGAUGUGGGGAGUCAACCAUUCGAUAAACGAGCUAAGCCAUGUCCAGAUUCCUAUCAUGCUCAUGCCAGAUGACUUCAAGGCCUACUCCAAGAUUAAAGUGGACAACCACCUCUUCAACAAGGAAAACAUGCCAAGCCAUUUUAAGUUCAAGGAGUACUGCCCUCUGGUGUUCCGCAAUCUGCGCGAAAGGUUUGGCAUCGACGAUCAGGACUUUCAGAACUCUCUGACGCGGAGCGCGCCACUGAACAGCGAGUCCCAAGGGCGGAGCGGCGCCCGCUUCCACACCUCCUACGACAAGCGCUACGUCAUCAAGACCAUCACCGGCGAGGACGUGGCCGAGAUGCACAACAUCCUCAAGAAGUACCACCAGUUCAUCGUGGAGUGUCAUGGCAACACGCUGCUGCCUCAGUUCCUGGGGAUGUACCGGCUGACGGUGGACGGCGACGAGACGUACAUGAUCGUCACGCGCAACGUCUUCUCGCACCGCCUCUCCGUCUACAAGAAGUACGACCUGAAGGGUUCUACUGUUGCAAGAGAAGCCAGCGAUAAGGAGAAGGCCAAGGAGCUGCCCACCUACAAGGACAACGACUUCAUCAACGACGGGCAGAAGAUCCACAUCGACGACGAAAACAAGAAGAUGUUCAUGGAGAAGCUGAGGAAAGACGUGGAGUUCCUGGCCCUGCUCAAGCUGAUGGACUACAGCCUGCUGGUGGGAAUCCACGACGUGGAGCGGGCCGAGCAGGAGGAGGUGGAGAGUGAGGACAACGAGGGCGAGGACGACGGCGAGAGCGACGGCGGGGUGGGCACGCCGCCCGACAGCCCCAGCAACACGCUGGACAGCGCCAAGCCGCUGUCGCCCGGCGAGUUCGACCCCACCAUCGACGUCUACGCAAUCAAGAGCAACGACGGCGCCCCCCGGAAGGAGGUGUACUUCAUGGCCGUCAUAGACAUCUUGCAGCACUACGACGCCAAGAAGAAGGCUGCGCACGCCGCCAAGACCGUCAAACACGGGGCCGGAGCGGAGAUCUCCACGGUGAACCCGGAGCAGUACUCCAAGAGGUUCCACGACUUCAUCACCACCAUCCUGUCGUAGCCCCCAGGAGUCACGCUGGAGGAAAGGGGGACGGGGGGGGGGGACGGGGGCGUCCAAGGUGGGGGGAGAGAAAAGAGGCCAGUGGAGUUUGAGAAGGGGGGUGGGGGGUGGAUAUGAGGGUGGGCGUGGCCCAACCAAGAGUCUGCGGAGAUAUGCAAGUGUUGCGAUGGCCUGGUGUUGUCUCUCUCUCUCUGCCUCAGGCCUCCCCCUCGUCCCCCGUCCCCCCCCCCCCACUUGAAGCGGGGCGCGGUGUUGCUCUGCAGCUAAGAACCAUCAUUCGUUUACAUUGAACCUCUCCUCUGUUAUCGUUGUUGUCGUGUUCUGUUUACGUCGGACCAUGCGGUUUUAUGGAAAACGGUCAAUGUCAUUAUUUUUAUGACUAUAUUUAGGUAUUUGUUUUGUUCGUUUCUCUCAUACCAUUCGUUUUCGGGAACGAAGCUUUUUGAUUUUUUUUUUGCUACCGUCUCCGCAGCGAUGUGUCUCGCGUCCUGCGUUCAUUGUUUUGUUUUUGUUCAUACGUUUUGACUUGUUGUUGUUUUUAUUUAGUUUUUUCAUGUUUCCCUUUUUGAUGUGAGAGGUUACGAGUGGGACGUUGUGUGCUUUUGUUUGAGGUCAAUGCUAGAGGUCAGAGGUCGAACUCACAGCACAGCUUGAAACCAUUUGAUUUGGUUUUGGGGAGGAAAAAAAAAUGCAGACUUUGAGCGGCGAGUCGUUGAGCCUCGUCCAAUGCAAUCGCUUCGCUUCAGGAAGUAGGAGGCAGUCUUCCGAAAGGCCAACAGCCAAACUUCCCCCACCGGAUUUUAAUUGUUUCCCCCCCGUUGUUUAGAGCCCUCCACUUAACUCAUCUUAUCUCUCAAUCGGGCUCCUGCAUCCGUCAGUCAUCUUUUAACACCGCCCCCGUUGCGGUCGUUCUUGCUGGUCGCUUUCUGUCGUCCUUACUGGUUUAAAAGGUAUUAAACUUGUGGAAGAAGCUUUAUUUCUUUUUAUCACACAAGAGUUGUCUCAGCGAUACACAAUACACUCUGUGCACCCGGGCCAGUACAGGUCCGGUGUAAACGCCUGUGUUCAGCGCGUCAUGCGUCUCCGAUGUUUGCGAUUGGCCCAGCUAUGUUGCGCUCUUCUUGUAGCGCUAUGGAUGAAGAAGGGAAGUCUGGGCUGGUCAAACUUCCAUAGAGGGAGGGGGAGCGAAAGGACCGACUGCCCUGGUCCAAUGCGUUUUUGGACUUAAGUCCCGAGCCACAGGCACCAAACUGGGUCAACAGGCGGCUGUGGUUGAUGAUAACAAACCCCCGACUGCUGUAAUUCCCUGUUCUUUUUUAAAUUGUGUUUUCCCAUUGGAAAUCCCCCCCCCCCCAUCGCCCCUAAAGUUCUCCCCCGUUGCCAUCAGCACCUUACUAACUCCUAAUCACAGAAUAAAUAAGUAAAUGUUGCACUUUUAUUUGCUCAUUUGUUAUUCCCUCUUUCUCUGUUACAUGCACAACAUAAAGCACUGUCCCUAGAGAUCCAAUACACCCCGCCCUCCUAUCUAGUCGCGCUCCCUGGAUGUCAGAAGGGAUUGACUCAAAAUAAAUAAAGGAACCGUUCCAAUAAUAAUUGCACCUUCGCACCUAUCUGACCGAGUGUUAUUAUGAGUGUCCGGUUGGGGGGGUCACAUCUUGUGUGUGUGUGUGUGUGUGUGUGUGUGUGUGUGUGUGUGUGUGUGUUCCAACAGAAGACAAAAUGAGCGGGAUGUGUGUGGGUGGGGGGGGGGGGGGGGGGGGGGGCUGUGUGGGUGGGGUCAGCAGCCGCGGGUUAUAUAGUUGGUGUUGUUCUGAGUACUUAUGGUCCCGUCCGGCCAGUGGAUCAGUUCUGGAGCCUGGUGGAUGCGCGUGCUAACCCCCUUGUGUUGUUUGUGUUUUUGCUGUUUUUGUGGUUGUUACUGUGGACGUUGAUGAACGGUGGUUUUAUCUGUGUUUGGAUCUGGGUGGAUUUAUAAUGUAUCAAUGUCUCAAUUUCUGUUUGUUUGUUUUGAAUGUCUUUCUUUUUCUUAUUCGGUUUGGUUGAAUUGUUUUUUUUUGUAUAUUUUGCACAAGAGGAAAGGAACCAAAUGUUAUGCAUAUGAUCCCAAUUAGUUGAUGUGGUCUUAACAAGGGAAAUGCAAUAUUAUAUGUGUAUGUACGUGACAAGACUGUGCGUGCGAUGUUGUUCAACAGUUAUGGGUAACCGACUAAAACAGAAAAAAUUCCCCCAAAAAAAAUUGUACCAUCGUUCUUCUUGACUAUUCUUAACCCAUGCAAAAAGUUAUAUUCACAUUUAUAUUUUUACAUUGCAUUUAAGUCGUGAAAUAUAGUUGUAUAAAAUUAAAAAAGCGAUAAACCCUUCCCUUCCCUGCCCUCUAGAGAGUGUGUGUGUGCGUGUGUGGUGGUCCUGUGUUGAAUGAAGAAUGACACUGCUUGAAUUUGUACAAAGCUUACUAUAAUAUAAACAUGUACUGUAACAAAGAGGAAAAAGAAGGCAAAAAAAAUAUGCAUGUCGCAGGACUGAGUUUCAAUUCGUUCUCCUUCUGUGCUCUUGUGUGUGUCGUCUCGCGGCUCCAUGUCCACGGUUUGAUGUCCGCGUCCCUCUCCCCCACUCUCUCGACCUGUCUGCUCUCUGAUGUAAACAGUGUGCUCCAUGCACCAUGCUUCACUAUACCUGUUGUUUUCAUUAUAUACACUGUGCAAGAGGUGUGCCUUUUUAUUCUGAAAAUUAUUUAAUUUUGUAUUUUGUAAUCUUUUUGUUCAUUCUUUUUUUUCUUUUGUUCGUUCCUAUCUUUUGUUUUUAGCAAAAGGUAAACAGAUUAUUUUAAUAUUUUGAGGGUCUUUUAUUUUUUGUUGCUUUUACAUUGUUUAUUGUAGGCUUAUAUUUUUCAUCUCUGCCACCUCCUUCGCCACCAAAAAAGCUAAAGUGUUAUCGUUCCAUGGGAAAGUUCAUUAAACCACUCAUGCCAAGACCACACUUAGCCAUGGUGUUUUUCAACUCAACCUGUUGGCUUGAUUUUCUUUCUCCAAGUGAACCCUUUGCUCCAAUUCUAUUCUUUCUACCCAUUAAGGUAGGCUACAUUCACAUGUCCUAUGCUCUCGAGAACUACCAGCAAAGCUGCAAUUAAAUUCUUAGAAGGUGGAGGAGUGCAUGCUGGGAGAUGGAGUAUCUGAAAUACAUUAAUCCUAUGCCUAACGUCAUGGAUAGUCCACAUUCUGGUUGCAUAAACAGACACGGCAAGCAACUCGUCAGAGUUUUAGAUGCUUUGCCAUUGCUUACGUCUUGUCUUCUAUCAUGUCCAACUACUCUCUCCCUAUCUGCUUCUUUUUAUUUUUUUUUUACCCUCAAAACAUUUAGCUUUUCAUUUGAUUUACAUUAACUUUGCCAAAAGUAUUGUGUUGAGCAGUGGAGACUGCCCCAUCCGCGCUUCAGGGUAUCCAAGCUUCAGGAGCUGUGUAGUGUAAAGUGGUUCUGCGCUCCAUUUUAAUGGGAUGCUUUGGUUUAACUAACUCAAAUGAACAUGUGGGAAGUUCUGAGCUAUGUGAAACACGCCUUGUGUCAUCUACAUGUGGUUUUAUGAAGUGUAAAGGGCAACGUGUUAUUAUUAUUAUUAUAUCAAGGUAACGACUGAAAACUCGUUUGCUAUUGGAAACAUUUGCAGGGUGGCAGAAAUGGACCUCGGUCUGAUCAUGGCCACAGUUUAAAAUAGAAAGACGUGUGUGUUGUGUCUGACAACGACCACUGGGGCUCAUCGUUUCCUAUCCCCCGCCAAAUCCACCAGCCCUUCCUUUUGAGGGAGAGAGGCCAACCGCUGUUGUGUUGUGUUUGUUGUUCUACACCUAUAAUGACUAUGAUAUCCAUAAUAAUACACUCCCAUUUCAUCAGCAUUCACUAAAACCAAUUAAAGCACUUGGUCUGAUAA